Molecule: messenger RNA, 2198 nt
Organism: Folsomia candida
Lineage: Eukaryota; Metazoa; Arthropoda; Collembola; Entomobryomorpha; Isotomidae
Exons: 5
Coding region: 411-1937 (508 amino acids)
Source: RefSeq, a predicted model, not a curated record
ACUAUUUUACCUCCCCACCCAUUCAUAUUCGUAACACUUCUGAGCCGACUUAAGAAUGUGUGCAUUUUGAAAUUGUCGUGUAAAACCAAGUUGUUAAUAUUUAGCCGAUCGGCCACUAAUUCUCGGCUUACAAAAAGGUAUUUAUUUUUCGUGUUAGUUUUCUUGGAUUAAUCUCUUAUCUCUUAUCUAAUGAUAUGCAAUAGUCAUUAGUCCAUGCUGAAGGACAUAGCGUGAGGAAGAAAUGAUAUAACUUUUGAUCAAAAAACUAAUUACCAAACCCUCGCACCUCUUUCAUAACACUAACAAAUCUCUGGAUAUGAUCCGGUAUAAAUUACGACGCCGAGUGAGGUACAUCAUCCUCAUUCGUUGCUUCAGCCACCAUUUCGUAUCCGCAUAACAUCAAAAAAGCCAUGCAGGCCGCCGGUUCCCUAGGGAAACGCCGUCGUCGCAACCUCGCCAAAGUUACUGGCAUCGGCACAAUUGGAUACCAAGAAAGCUCUGACGUUUUCAAUAUCCAGCAAAUUUAUGGAGGCGACCUCGGUAUCAACAACUUGCUGAAGGAGCAAUCUCCCCAACACGGGUCGCCAGACCCUCCAAUACGAAUGGGGAAUAAUAUCCGUCCAACCCGCAUUCCAGACCUUUCAUAUGAUGUCAAGGAGGGCGGGGGCGGAAUGAGACCCGAGACAAGUUAUUCGCCCAGGAGAAGCCCCUCCACCCCAAUGGAAGAAGAGCCGCACGCGCCACCAGGUUACCUUGGAUCAGCCAAGGCGGAGAGGCCUUGCCUCCUCAGCACAAAUGCGGUCAACCGCCUGCGCCAAGUGUGCAUAGCUGGUGCUCUAACCUGGGCAUUACCAUGGUGGUAUGAUCAUAAAUCGAGACGAGUUAAACUCUGCAGUCCGGGCGUACUAAGGGUGUGGUCAAUGGUUUGGUGGGUUUUUGUCGUGCAAAACACAUCCCUCACAGGCUACCAGUUUUACGCCUUACUCACCCGAGUGCAGCUGGACAACGGGAGCUAUCGCCCCGUCUUUAUGAACUCCUUGUCCCUUUGUUGGUACCUCUACUCCAUCUCGCUCAACACUGUGAUGCACCUGUACAGGGAGAAAUUCCGGUGUUAUAUUAACACCCUGCUCGCCUUCAACGAGAAAAACGUUGAACGGUUUGUGAUUACCUUGGAUGGAUUAGGAGACCACGGGCAGUCCAUCUUAAGACUGGCCGUACCCGCGAAUUUUAUUCAGCUCGUGCUCUGUGUAUUACUCUAUCUUUUCAUGCCAUACCAGCCCUGGUAUCUCACGAGCUAUAUCUACUCUUCCGACAACCCCAAGUGGUGGCUCGUUCCAGGCGCUUUUCAUGAAUGGAUCAUGGCUGGGCAGACCGUGUCCGUCUUCUGUCUCCUCGCUUGGAUCACGGUAGCCCAUGUCAACUGUGUCGAAUUUUGGUUAAUGGAGGCGCACCAGAACAACGAAACCGGUUAUACUAUCAACCAAUUGCGUGAGUCGUACACGGCCAUCGAACUCUACCGCUCACUCCAAGUGCUUACUUCCGUUCUAAACGAAUGUAUCUCUCCACUCGCCUUUCCUGUCAUGAAGCUUACCAACUGGUCGGUGGUCGUGUCCUGCGCCUACGUCAUGAUCCGUUCCAUGAACCACAAGUUUAUCGAGGAUUUUCCAGCCAUCCUGACCUAUCCAUUUGGUGUGAUUGUAUGUGGCUCAUGCGGGUAUGGAAUGCUGCAAGUCUCCGCGGAAAUGUUUGAUAUUGCCACCUCCUUCUUGAACUCGUGGUGCCAAACGAGACACAAGGAUUUCAGGAGGGUCCUCACAUCAUGCUCUACCAUCCGCAUUUAUGUCGGCUCGUUCUAUUUCGUCACCAUUUCCACCACAAUCACCUUCACAAAAAUAACCUUCGACUACAUUAUCGACUGCAUUAUUACAUUCCCAUGAAAACGAGGUGGAUCAAGUAUCCUGCACUUGGACAAGUAUUUAUUCAUAUCCUUACAUACUAAGCUUAAAUACUUAAAUGCCGGCACACAAUUUGUAUAUAAUCACACAUAUAUCUUGCAGAAAAUAAGUUGACUUUUUUUAUUUACACAUUCAUUGUAUCCGUCCCAAUAUAAAAUUCCUUACAAAAAAAUGGUUUGAAUUGGUUAGCAAUUGAAUUUUUCUGUAGCAUUUAGAAUCCUCAUACACAAUUGCAUAAAUGAC